CGGUAGCGGCGGCAGCAGCAGCGGUGGCGACAUGAGCAGCGGGGCGGCGUCCGGGACUGGGCGGGGGCGGCCCCGGGGCGGGGGGCCGGGACCCAGGGACCCCCCGCCCGGCGAGACUCACAAGCUGGUGGUCGUGGGCGGCGGCGGCGUGGGCAAGAGCGCGCUGACCAUCCAGUUCAUCCAGUCCUACUUUGUGUCUGACUACGACCCCACCAUUGAGGACUCCUACACGAAGAUCUGCACUGUGGAUGGCAUCCCUGCCCGGCUGGACAUCCUGGACACGGCAGGGCAGGAGGAAUUCGGUGCCAUGCGGGAACAGUACAUGCGUGCUGGCAAUGGCUUCCUGCUGGUGUUUGCCAUUAACGACAGGCAGAGUUUCAAUGAGGUGGGCAAGCUCUUCACACAGAUCCUCAGGGUCAAGGACCGUGAUGAUUUCCCCAUUGUGCUGGUUGGGAACAAGGCAGAUCUGGAGGCACAGCGCCAGGUCCUCAGAUCUGAAGCUUCCUCUUUCAGCGCCUCCCACCACAUGGCUUACUUCGAGGCCUCAGCCAAGUUGCGUCUGAAUGUCGACGAGGCAUUUGAGCAGCUGGUGCGGACUGUCCGGAAAUAUCAGGAGCAAGAACUCCCUCCUAGCCCACCCAGCGUUCCCAGGAAGAAGGAUGGGGGGUGUCCCUGCACCCUGCUGUAGCCAGACAGCCCCAAGCGACCAGCACAGCUCUUGGGACCAGCUGCCUCACACUUGCUGUGUGGCCGACGCUCUUUCUCGAGCCUGUUUCCUCCUCUGGGUUCCCAGGACACACUACACCCUCUUAGCCUUACUUCCUGGCCUCCUGGGGCUACCACUGUGUGCCUUCUGUUAAUACCUCCUUUCCCCACCUGAGACCAUGGUCGGGAGGGUGAGGAGCUCCUUAUCACUGCUGUAUAUAGGUCCCAUCUUUCAGAAAAAUAAAUAUCACUGCCAACAACUGGA
This is a messenger RNA of Psammomys obesus (fat sand rat), 970 nucleotides long. RefSeq names its product RAS related (gene Rras). Bases 32 to 688 code for a protein of 218 amino acids. Lineage: Eukaryota; Metazoa; Chordata; Mammalia; Rodentia; Muridae. Gene Ontology annotation, cellular component: plasma membrane. The transcript has 6 exons. Gene Ontology annotation, molecular function: GTP binding; GTPase activity; GDP binding. The record is from RefSeq and is a predicted model, not a curated record. Gene Ontology annotation, biological process: signal transduction.